This is a messenger RNA of Seminavis robusta, 3702 nucleotides long. Lineage: Eukaryota; Bacillariophyta; Bacillariophyceae; Naviculales; Naviculaceae. The record is from the annotation of a GenBank genome assembly.
AUGGGAGCCUGCAGUAGUAGUCCAGGUUCUCCUGAGACGCCAACGAAAAAACAAGAAAAAAGUCCAGCAUCAAACGCUGUGCAUUCCGCCACCAAGAAGAGUGGAAUUUCUUCCAAGAAUGGCGGCCGGAAACGAGUUGAGAUGUCGCCUGAAAUGGCUGCAGUGCCAUUGGAACAGGUUCUCCACCGAGCGGCCUCCUUGUUGGAAGGAUUCCAAGACGAGUCUCAGUUGUCCAAGUCGGAGAUUACAGAAGCCUUGAACACCUACAAGGAACUGCAAAGAAUACUCAGUGUGGCCACCCGGACGGGAGAUUGGAUGUCCAAACCAGUAAUAAAACAACAAAACACUUUGGAUGAGACUACCAAGGAAACUGGCAUUCUUUUUCACGAGAGAUUUCAAAAGCUACAAGAAGAAAUCCAAUCGGCUGAAACGGUCCAGCAGGACAUGUUGGCAGCCCAUCCGGCCAUGGUCCGACCGCUAACUCUGGAAACCGUGGAUAGGGAAAUUCCCCGCAACAUUUUCUUUCUCGACAAUUCACUGCGAGAGACGACUGUGGGGGCAUCGCAGGGUCAUUCCCUGGAAGAAAAGUAUGCCAUUCUCAAAUCCAUGGCGGAGACGGGGAUGCAAGAGGUGAUUCUUGGGAGUUUUGGGACCAAAAUCAGUGUGGACAGUCAAAUAUCGGCCCGUUGGAAGGACCUUGGACGAACGUUCGACUCGGCAUGGGGCUUUUGUGAUAUCUAUGAUUGGGAAUCCUACGAUGAACGACCUCUCUGGGAUGACAUGCCCAAGUUUCUGGAGCACGUCAAGCACAAUUCCAAUGAGGCAUACCCAUUUGUCACUCCUCCCGCUAACAUUCGGUUUGACUAUGACAAGGAUGACCUGGAUCUGCUGACGAGAGCGUCUCAAGGGUUUCGACCCAAUGCCUUUGGAGGCAAGUCUCUGCAAAAGGUGCUGGAAGAAUCUAGCUCCAAAAUACACGGGCGAAUCCCACUGGGUUUGAUCAUGAUGGCUGGUUAUGGCAUCUGCAAUGCCAUUAUGGAAGUGGAUACAACCCUGGAAACAUUCGACUACCAAAAGUACGAUGUAAUGGCCCGAUGUCAAUUCCUGAUAAAGUGGUGUCACAACAACCUACCAAGUAGAAACGUGUCUGGAAGUGAUCAUGAUAAGGCACCCCGUGUUUUGGUGAACCUGCGCGACUUUACCAACUUUCAACGGAGCCCUGUUGGAAGGGAACGGGCUUUGCAUCUCGUGGAUACACUCUCACGCCAUACCCCCAAUCGUCCCUUUGGAUUCAUGAUGGAAGAGCCAUCGGGUUGGUUGCUCCCCGAUGAGGUCGCCAAGCUCUGUCGAAUGGUCCGGCUUACCAUGCAACGGGCGGGGCACCCCCAUGGCAAAUUCCUGGUGCAUAUUCACAUGGCCUUUGGAAUGGCGGAUAUGACACAACUUCUGUCUCUGGCAAAUGGGGCCGACGGUGUGUGGGCGGCUCUGACGCGAACGGGUGCUCAAGUGGGCCAUGCCUGUUCCACAGUGACAGCGGUCAAUCUGUUUCGACUGGGCCAUCAGCAGGUUGCCAAGCAAGUCAAUCUGCGCAAGAUGGUCCAGGCUGCACGACGCAUUACGGAAAUCACAACUCGAAAACCCUGCGGUACUCACGAAGAGGUGUAUGGGGAGCUGGCCUUUGAUAUUCCGUAUGUAAUGACCAAUCUACCGGCCUGUCGAUACACUUUAGCUUUGGUUGUGCAAGAGCUGGACAUUCAAAGGACGGUGCGUCUCAAUGAAUUGUCGUCGGUCUACGCAGUACAAAUGGCAAUGCAGGAGCGUUUUGGCAAACCAGUGACAAACAGCAAAAAAUCCCGUUACGGGUCGGGCCAAGCAUCAUCGUGGGAUCCACAAUAUUGCCCUCAAAUGAGGGAAGCAAUCCACAAUCAUCUUUUGACCGGCCUUUCGAGAGACUACAAUACCAAAAUUGGGCUUGGGCACCUGUAUCGAUUGGUUUCUCGGAAGGCAUUACCACUCAACAUGGUCGCUGGCAUGAUGGUGGACUCCAGUGUACCCGACUGCCAUCCUACUAUUCUAGAUUUUACCUAUCGGUGGAAUAGAUUGUGUACCAAGUACCUAGAAAAGGAACUGCCACCAUGCCCUGAAGAAGCCUCCAGAAGCACCAUGCUGUACAACCAUGAGUUCACCAACGCCCCCAUUCUAAACUGUCUGCCCUUUGACUAUUACAUGGCUGAUGUUGUCAGUAAUGAGGGACCUGGUCAGUUCCCAAAACUGUUGAGACUGCACAUGGUGCGCAGGCUGGCAAAAGACGAGGCACGGCACCAAAAUACAAAGUUUCCUCUCAUCCACUUUUAUGAAACGAUUGUGCGACUCAAGUUGUUCAUUCAAGAAGCGACUCACAAGGGUUUCCUUCCUUUGGUUGACGACUUUGCGAUGCAGCGUCCUUUGGAGGCGUUGUUUGGAGAUGAGCUUCGAUGGCUGCACGAGCAACGCAGUUGGAGCGACAAGACAGUGUUCCGACAAACAGUAAGAGCUCUGAUAAAACAGAUCCAACAAAAAGCGCGCACUCGAAAGGCCAAGAGUGGAUCCCAAAACACCAGCAAGGCCGCUGAGCGAAUGCUUGCAUAUGUGGAGAGACGCUUCGCCGACCAUCAAGCGUUGCCUGAAAAGCUCUCGAAGGAGCUGAGCAAUAGCAACUUGAUACCCUUCGGACCGGGCGUUUUGGAGGUCGACGUUGACGGCGAUGACGAUCUUGUAGACACAAGCUGCCCGUCAAACUUCAACCAACCGCACCGUCAAGUCAUCCAACAACUGACUCAGCAGAGUAAGGAGGAAGACUACUCUGAGAGUAGGGAGCUGGAGGAGAUUUACAACGCCACGCUGGGAAUAGCUGGUCCUGUCAACGAUCUUGACUCGGCGUAUUUUGGUGAGCCCAGUAACGAGGCGGCCAGUGCCCUCAUACAAAAGUUUGACGAAGUGGAUAUCUGGCAGACAUCACUUCACACUUCUAGUUUCGAGCAUCCCCACCUCCUGAAGCCUCAAGCGCUUCCAAAACCAAUCGCUCCAGGUGGACAAUUGGCAAGGCGCCAUUCGCCAUUCGGUUCCUUUGACUUCGCCCACAACCCAAAUGCCAUGACACCCCAACCAAAGGCUCUGCUGCUCGUUAUUGUCAUGAGACUGCUCUGUCUCUCGCUCGUUACACGGCGGGCCAUGUCCUUUGCUCCUCGUCAUUUGGGCCUUGCUGCACCCACUGGAGUCUCUGUUGUUGUUCAGCAACAACAACCAUGGAUGCGACAGCCUCUUCGUCUCUUUGCCGCGUCCGCCAGUCCCCCAGCCAUCAAGCACAUUGGCAAAGCUCACAUGGAAGAAUUGUUGGAAGACUAUGAGGCUGGAGACUCGGAGUUUGUCGUGAUUGACGUUCGAACUUCGGAAGAAAUUCUCAACACGGGAAAGCUGAGUCCCAGUGUCCACACUCUGCCGGUUCAAAUUAUCAUGGAGAAGAAUGUCUUUGCAUUGGACGAGGAAGAUUUCGAAGACUUGACUGGAUUUGAAAAACCCGCUCCGGAUGCCACAUUGGUCUUUUCCUGUGCUGCCGGUAUCCGAUCCGUCUAUGCCUGCCAAUUCGCCAGUCAGGCGGGGUACUCCAAACUCAUCAACUAUACCGGGGGAAGCAACGAGUGGUUCCAACCCUCCUCCUGGUAG